UUCUUCUCACUCUGUCCGGAUAUGACGGCGACUCUGUGUCUCAAAGCCACUCGCUCCUUCCUAAACCCUCGCCCCUUCUCUCGCUCCCUCUCACCUCCCAAACCCCACCGCCACCUCCUCUCUUUCCCCAAAACCCUCGUCACCGUCACCAUGUCGUCAUCCCCCGUCGUCGUCGAGCACGUCGUCCUCUUCAACGUCAAACCCGACACCGACCCCUCCAAGGUCAACUCCAUGGUCAACGGCCUCAACAACCUCACCUCCCUCGAUCUCACCCUCCACCUCACCGCCGGUCCUCUCCUCCGCACCCGCUCCUCCCCCUUCGCCUUCACCCACCUCCUCCACAGCCGCUACAGCUCCAAAGACUCCCUCGCCGCCUACUCCGCCCACCCCGGUCACCUCAGCGUCGUCAAGGAGUCAGUUCUCCCGAUCUGCGAUGACGUCAUGGCCGUUGACUGGGUCGCCGACGGGCUGACUGGUCCGGUGGGGUUGGCCCCCGGGUCGGCGAUCCGGGUCACGUUUUUGAAGGUGAAGGAGGGCUUGGAUGAGGCGGCGAAGGGUGAGAUUUUGGAGGUGAUUAAAGGGAUUAAGGGGAAGUUUGGAGAGGUGGGGCAGAUUAGCGUUGGUGAGAACUUCUCCCCGGCAAGGGCUAAAGGGUAUUCGAUUGCGUCUGUGGCGGUUUUCAAGGGAGUGAGUGAGAUGGAGGCUGUGGAUUCGAAAGAGGAGCUUGCGAAGCUGGAGAAGGACAAGGUUAGGGAGUAUUUGGAGAGUGUUAUUGUUCUUGAUUACGUUGUUCCUUCGCCGCAAUCUGCUAGUCUCUGAAAUUUUUCGGAUUCGGGUAAUUCACAUUCUCCUUCCUGAAGUAGGAGUAAUGAGUAAUGUAAUUUAGUGUUGGUGAAAUAAGGUGUUACUGAGAAUUUGGCUGGAAUUUGGUUUCGGGUGUUGGAAAUUCUCAACACUCUGGCUAAACUGUAUCACAUUGAUGGUUGAUGCAUUUCUUCAAUUUCAAUUGCAUUCCUAAUUUGGUGAGAUGCGUUUGCUGAUGUUUGAAACCUUCCUUCCAUUAUUGUACAUUUAUAGACAUCGAUUAUGUUGUUAGACUUAGGUGCCUCAGGGUUUGCUCUCUUGGUAUGAAAGUUGCAUAAGGUCAUAUGACAUAGUUUCA
This is a messenger RNA of Fragaria vesca subsp. vesca, 1162 nucleotides long. RefSeq lists its product as uncharacterized. The transcript has a single exon. NCBI's taxonomy places the organism in Eukaryota, Viridiplantae, Streptophyta, Magnoliopsida, Rosales, Rosaceae. The coding region runs from base 22 to 819 and encodes 265 amino acids. The record is from RefSeq and is a predicted model, not a curated record.